GUUUUUUUUUUUUUUUGUUUUUUUUUUUUUACACUAAUGAGAAAAAUCCUUAUCUAUGUGAUAUUAAGCCCAAGCUGCUUUCUCUCGUUCUUUCCUUUCAUUCGUUCCCUGUCCUGGCCCCAAGGUGUGUAAUCUUAGACUAUAGAGCAAAUAAGAACAAAGUCGACAGAAGAUUAGCAAAACAUCAACAACAAUGACAGUCAAACACUCCCUCCAGCGGCUGAGGUCCCCCUCGCGGGGCCUCUCACUGACGCUCCAUAUUCUUGGCCUGGCUUCAUUCUACCAGUCCUUCCGCUACCUCUACAUCUUCCCUACGCCAAUCAGCUCGGCGUACGGCGGUAGCGGCCAAUUUCUCACCAUAAUCGGCCUUGGCUUGUCGAUGAUAGCCUUUGGGUUGGGAUUUCUAGCCGACGUGACCCUGAGUCCGGCGUUGUUCAAGGCCAAGAACUUUGUCGCCGUUUGCGCGAACCCGCUCGAGGUCUUGAUCAGCAUCUUGUACUGGGGAAUUGCAAUUUAUGACAAGGAAUUGUUGAUGCCAUCCGAAUAUAGCUUGCCCUGGGCUGUUGACAUUGGCUACCAUGCCGCUCCAGCAAUCUUUUUGACCAUCGACCUACUGUUCUUCAGCCCUCCUUGGACCGUCAAAGCCAAUGGAGCUGUCGGUCUCAGCAUGGUCCUGGCGUUCUUGUACUGGGGCUGGAUAGAGCACUGCGCCGGUCACAAUGGAUGGUACCCAUAUCCAAUUCUGGGGAUUCUGAGCACUCCACAGAGGGCCGUUUUCUUUGCAUUCUGCGCCGCACUCGAGGCAAGCAGCACGAUGGCCCUGAAGUGGCUCUAUGGCAAGGUUAAUGGGAUCGAAAAGUUCAAGCGGGAGGCCAUCAAGCCUGCUAAGAUGUAACGGGGUUAACGCGGAUAUACAUCGGAGACAAUAACAAAGACAGUAACAAAUCCACACAACGAAAACAUUGCCGUAAACCACAUCAGUGUUUUAGCUCCGGCGGCUUGCUUAUGCCUGGAGCUUUUUUCUGGGUCCGGUUGUCUUGGUGUGGUAAAGAGCAGUGCAAGGCGACCCAUCAGGUCAUAAGACAUCAUAGACCAUAAGAAGAGCACUCCGAGAAUUAUGAUCCGAGAAAGGGCUCCUAGCCAUAAAUCAAGAAACCCCCAACCAACCAAAACUGAACCGAGCACAGUAGUCGUACUGCAUAAGAAAAGGAGAACUAUAUGGGCUUGUAGGUAGAAGAUGAUGAUAUGGCUCCGUGAGUCUGGUGCUCUCAAGUCGUCAUUGACCUUUUCAAAAGAAAGAAAGGGACAGUUUGACCCAACGACCCAUGUGGACUCGUCCUUCUCGAUGACCAUGUAUCCGAACUGUCUCGCCAAUACGACUAUCCCCCAGAAUGUGGUGACCUCGAGGAGUGUGACCUGAAACCUCAUGGGGUAGCUGAUUAGCAGGUGGAGGUGAAAAGGGGGGUUCGCGAAAAAAGAGUGGUUGAGGUUUACUCACAUGCCCGAAGAAGGAUUCCGAUAAUCUCAAAAGAGCUCUGAGGGUAGAUAAUAUGCUCAUAGGUAUGCAUAGGAGUGC
Pyricularia oryzae 70-15 is the source of this 1576-nucleotide messenger RNA. RefSeq lists its product as uncharacterized. Bases 194 to 895 code for a protein of 233 amino acids. The record is from RefSeq and is a predicted model, not a curated record. The transcript has 4 exons. NCBI's taxonomy places the organism in Eukaryota, Fungi, Ascomycota, Sordariomycetes, Magnaporthales, Pyriculariaceae. Gene Ontology annotation, cellular component: endomembrane system; membrane.